AUGUCCCAGGACCCCCCCCUCCUCCCACCACUCGCCCUCCCAGGCCAACCCCUAGCGCAAUCCCCCCCGUACACCGCCGGCACCGGCACCCACACGCAAAACUCCACAUCGACCAUCACCGCCUCGAUAGCCGGGAUCCCACGCGCGCACACGGACAUGAGCAUCAGCGUGACCCGCCCGACGGCCUCGCACCCGCACUCGCACCCGAACCCGAACCCGAACCCGAACCCGCUCCUCCUACCGGAAGUGGCGAGCGCAGUGCUGGCACGCGUGACGAGGCUGAACCCGCGCCAGGCCACGGUGGAGAUAUUCGCGCUGCAGGCCAACCACGCGGGCGCCGAAAUGGGGGUCUGCGAGCACACCUUCCAGGGCCUCAUACGCGCGCAGGACGUUCGCGCCACCGAGAGGGAUCGUGUCAAGAUUCUGGACUGCUUCAGGGUCGGGGACGUGGUUAGGGCUGUUGUGGUUUUGUUCUUCCUUCCUUCCUUUCUUCUCCGUUUCUCCGUUUUCCUCAUGUUUUGUUUUUUUCAUUCGCUGGCGGGCGGGUGGACGGGAAGUUGUGCAAAAGCUAAUUUGUGUCGCGGAUUCGUGGAUGGUGUAGAUAUCUUUGGGGGAUCAGUCGAAUUAUUAUCUUUCCACCGCUAGUAAUUCUCUAGGGGUUAUUGUUGCGCAUUCUGGUAUGAUAUGCUCUCCUUCCUUCUUUUUCGCCAUUGGGUGGGUGGGUUUCCGCUGGAGUGGGGAGAGGGGCUAAUAUGGGAUGGUGGGGGGGUGGGGAAUUGUGUCACAGAUGCGGGAGAUCCUCUGCACCCCAUUAAUUGGAGGCAGAUGGCGUGCGCGCGCACCGGCAUUGUGGAGGAGAGAAAGGUUGCGAAACCCAUAUGAUUCAUCUCACUCACUUUCUCGGUACAGGUAUCCUACUUUCCUACUUGAGUCGGAUCAGAUUUCGGUGGGGGGGGGGGAGGCUUGUACGAUAUCAUGGCUUUUCCCCCUCUCUGCCCCCCUUUCUCUCUUCCCGGUCAAUGCUGUUUUCACUACUCCUGUGCAAAGGUUUAUUGACGCCGAUUGUGGCGGUGGUGGUGGUAGUGGUAGUGGUGAGGCGGUUACUUAUUACCGGUAUCAUGAUAUCACAACUGGCAACUUCCCGCAAAACAGCAGUGAAUCGCCAACAGGCAUGGUGUAAUAACACUAUUUUUUUUUUUCUCAUCUAAAUACACAAGUAAACACGUUUUUU
Molecule: messenger RNA, 1231 nt
Organism: Tuber aestivum (summer truffle)
Lineage: Eukaryota; Fungi; Ascomycota; Pezizomycetes; Pezizales; Tuberaceae
Source: the annotation of a GenBank genome assembly